Molecule: messenger RNA, 1242 nt
Organism: Erythranthe guttata (spotted monkey flower)
Lineage: Eukaryota; Viridiplantae; Streptophyta; Magnoliopsida; Lamiales; Phrymaceae
Product: pelargonidin 3-O-(6-caffeoylglucoside) 5-O-(6-O-malonylglucoside) 4'''-malonyltransferase
Source: RefSeq, a predicted model, not a curated record
AUGCUUAUCCCAAUUCCAUUGAACUUGGGCAUCGUUCUCUUCUACGAUCCGACACCAUCAUCGGAUUCCGAUUCGAUACGAUCAAGAAUCCGUCACUUGCAACAAUCGUUGUCGGAAAUCUUACCCCAGUUCUACCCUCUCGCCGGAAGAUACAUCAAGAAAGACCUAUGUAUCGAUUGCAGUGACCAAGGCGCCGAGUUCAUCGAAGCGGAAAUUGCCGACGAAGAUGCCGAUUUCAACGAUUUUGUAUCGAAAAGGGAAUCCGGUGAGCUGAAUGAUCUCCUCCAUAGUAAAUUCUAUCAAGUCGACGAAUUACCUACGGACCCGCUUCUGUCCGUUCAGGUGACGAAAUUCAAGUGCGGCGGGCUUGUAAUAAGCGUCAGCGUUUCUCAUAGAAUCUACGAUGCUUGUUCGGUAGGUACAUUCAUUGCCGCGUGGGCGAAUGCCACCAAUCCGGGCGGGGCCCACAAAUUUGAAAUCCACCCAAGUUUUGAGUCCCCGACAUUGUUUCCGCGCAGGAACCAACCCUACGGGCCUGAGUCCGGGCCACCAGAGAACGGCCCGGACCAUCCUAAGCUUAUUGUGAAGAAGUUUUCGUUCGACAAGGAUGCGAUAAAGACCCUGAAAUCGAAUAUAGUAAGCAAGAACUCGAUGAAUAUCUCCAGAGUGCGUGUCGUGUCCGCGAUUAUAGCCAAGGCCCUCAUCGGUAUGGACCGGGCCAAAAACGGGCUAUCGAGGCCUUGCAUGUUUAUUCAAGCGGUGAAUUUCCGGGGGAGGACGGUCCCACCUCUACCAAAGGACUCGUGCGGGAAUAUGUUGGUGUUGUCGCCCUCUCGUUGCAUGUCGGAGGACGAAACCGACAAUUGUGGGAUCCAAGAGUUGGUUGAUGUUCUCGGCGAUGGUCUGGAAAAGACCAUCGCGGAUUGUGCGGAUAUGUUCUCUCCUAGUGGGGAUGCGCACGCUAUUAUCAUGGACCCUCUGAUAAGCUCGAUCCAGAAAACGUGGGGGACCGAGGUGAAUUUUGUGGUGUUUAGCGAUUGGAGUAAGUUCGGGUUCUACCAAAAAGCGGAUUUCGGGUGGGGCAAACCGGUCGGGGCGGGAAUCGGGGCGACGCCCGGGGAGAAGAUGAUAGUGAUGAUGGAUAGCAAAGAGGGUGAUGGGAUCGAGGCGUGGGUGCAUUUGAAUAGCGAUGACAUGGCUUGCUUCGAGCAAGACCGGGAUAUCAAAUUACUUACGACGUAA